Necator americanus (New World hookworm) is the source of this 327-nucleotide messenger RNA. RefSeq lists its product as uncharacterized. The coding region runs from base 1 to 327 and encodes 108 amino acids. Lineage: Eukaryota; Metazoa; Nematoda; Chromadorea; Rhabditida; Ancylostomatidae. The transcript has a single exon. The record is from RefSeq and is a predicted model, not a curated record.
AUGCACUUAGCGUUUCCGGACUUUGAAGCCGCUUUCGACUCUCCUCAUCAAAGCCCUCUUCUCAACGCGCUUCGCGCAGAUGGAGUACAAGGAAAGUUCGUUCGCUUGCCUGAUGACAUGAAUCAACAAAGAACUGCCGCAGUUCAAACACCAGCUGGAUGUACAACGUCGUUCGAAAUGGCAAUUGUAGUGAGACAAGGGGCAGUGGCAGGACCCUUCCUAUUCAACUUCUUCCUACUUCCUUCAGGAGAAGUUGUUCAGUGUUCUGUCGACAUCGUCUUAGCACCAUCAGGAUGCCUUUUGGCCGAUCUCGAAACGAAAAAAUGA